Sitodiplosis mosellana (orange wheat blossom midge) is the source of this 7410-nucleotide messenger RNA. RefSeq names its product protein virilizer (gene vir). The record is from RefSeq and is a predicted model, not a curated record. NCBI's taxonomy places the organism in Eukaryota, Metazoa, Arthropoda, Insecta, Diptera, Cecidomyiidae. Gene Ontology annotation, cellular component: RNA N6-methyladenosine methyltransferase complex. Bases 1103 to 7045 code for a protein of 1980 amino acids. Gene Ontology annotation, molecular function: RNA binding. The transcript is spliced from 8 exons.
GUGUGUGUGAUUUUUUUUUGUUCUGCUCAGUGUUUGCGCAAAAUUACGGCCGAUUACUUUUUUCGUAUUCAGCAACACAAUUCAUUCGGUUGGGAAGUUUGUUUUUUCUGUUCAUUCGUGUCGUAUGGUUGUCAAUUUUUAUGGCGCAGACUACCAUAUCUUUUUGAUGGAAUUAUAAAUAAAUCACCGAGAAUAAAAUCGAACGAACAAAAAAAUCGCACACUUUAAAAUUAUUGUUUACAUUUUAAAUCUAUUUUUGUGCGAAGGAGGUUUUCGAACCUAUCAUCAUUAUUUUUUUUUGCACGAUCAAAUUUACGACGAUUUUUUUAUGACGAAAAAAAAAACGCAAAUAAAUAAAUCCAUUCGAAUAAUCCAUAAUAAAUGAAUUCCAUCCGAAAUAUGAAGAUUCUUUCCGGAGAAUGCAAUCCCCAUGAAUGGCAAAUGAGAUUUUAUGAAUUCGUUGAAAUUUCCAUCAAAUGUGAAUUCUAUACAUAGACACGUAUAUUUUUGUUGUUGGCUGUAAACUCGAGUAUGUGGCUGGAUGCAGAAUAUCCGUAAAUAUUGUUUUCCACCUGUCAACAGCACACGAAAUUUUUGCAUAUUUUUCAGAUUUAUUCCAGCAUUGAACAGUGCGAGAAACAGAGGAAGAGCGAGAAAGAAUUGUGUAUAAAUCAUUUCGCGAUGUAAAGUAUAGUGUGGCUGCGGAAAUAAGACGAGAAUCGAUCCACUGCAAAAGGAACAACCAGAAGAAUAUGCAAAAGCAAUUGCACAAAAUGAUGAUAAAACGGCAGGCGAAAUUCACUCAAGUCAGUCAACACUAACUUUUCUUUCUAGAAGACGGCAACGAGGCCAACAAUAAGAGACUAUUUUCUACGUAUCAUAGUAAAUAAGAAUGUGCAAUUGGAAAAGGGUUCCGGGCAAAUAAGAAAAUUCAACAAAUUCGCCUCAAUUCAUAACGCAAAUGUCUGUUUGGUGCGCAACACAACUCAACUCAACUCAACGCAACGUCAAACGUAAACGUCGGACGCGGCCAACUUCAUGCCAUGCAGCUGUCGCUGUUGUCAAGUGUCAAACAACAACUAUUAUUAAUUUACAUUGAAAAAUGGCAGAUUCCGACGAAUCGGUUGAAUUAUUGUUUUUUGAUACAUUUUCCCAUGAUAUUAACGAGGAUUUGAAUUUGGAUUUGGUGCAAUUUCCGCAACCAGUUUAUAUAGGUGAAGUUCGAAUCAUACCGUUGGGUGCACGAGUACAAGCCGAUUUUCCGGGCGGUGUACGAUUGGGUGCGACAAAUCCAUCCAAAUUUCAUAUACAAUUGUUUGUGAAUGACUUGUCAAAGCCGGGCGCAUCAACAUUUGAACGCUUAGGUGAUUUUGAAUACAAUCAAAAUGAUUGCAUAAAUUAUGAUGCAAAAGCGAAUACAAACGGUAAUGGUGAACGGACACGACAAAUACCAACCGAUGGUUUAGUGUUGCGCGGCAGUUAUACAACAAUUACAUUGGCCGUGUAUGGGUCGUUAGCAAAAGAUGAAAUCAGUGAGCAACCAAUUAGUUCACCGCCACCGCCAAUUGUGCCAAUUGAAGAGAUUUCCAAUUCAAUUGGCAAUGAUGAUAAAGUUGAAGCGGCUCAUGUUAAAUCAGCCAUGGAUUUUAGUUCCUCGCUCGCCGAUCGUGAAACCUCCAAAAAGAUUUUCUUCGGUAAUGAAUCGAAUGCGGAACCAAUUAUCCCAGCAAAAGUGUCGAUAUCAGAUUCAGCGCGACAGUACACCGAAGAUUGGGUCGCUUCCACGGGUAAUGUUACGGUUGCACCCAGUUGUGUGGAUGCAAAAUCACCAGAUAUUGACAAUUGGGAUGUGGACGAAGAUUUGAACAAAACAACGACAACAAUUUCAUCGCCACGCUCAGGUCGACGGUCACGAUCGCCAGAUUCACGUAGACUGAAACGAGACUGGUCGAAAAGUCCAGAAUAUCGACGACAUCGACCAUAUGAACGAAGUGUUUUGGAUAAGAAAAUACUGAAAACACGAGAGUAUGUUGAAUCACGACGAUCUCCACCGCUGAACCGAGCACCAAGAACACCAUCCCCUGAACAUAUUCAAUCGCCCAGCGAUACGCGACGACCACGAACUCCUGAAAGUCAUUUGUCAGAUGAUUACGAUAAAUACGCGAAAUCAGUUCAAAGUCCACAAUCAGUGACUGAAGAAGCGGACAACGAAAAAGCCACCACAGCCGUUAGCUCAAUAGCACCCACUGAACCAGACGAGGACGCUAUGUCACAAGGUGAACCAUUCGAGCCAAUUUUGAGUGAUGACGAAAUUCCGGAUGAUGCCAUUGACCAAUAUGAAAUUGACUAUGAAGAUUCGGAUAAUUCCCUGUAUUCAGCGCUCAAACACUUUAAUCCGUUCACCGAAGAAGUGAAACACUAUAUUCCGGUUGAUGAAAAAAUGAGCGCAAACGCUCGUGAACUGGUCGAAUUGGCGACUAAAUGUUUGCAUCGAUCCAAAUUAAAGGAGAGUGCCAGCAUUGAAAAGACAUUUGUCGAGUCACAAUCGAACGAAAUGCGUGAAAAUUGGGUACAUGCCGCCGAACAAUUGAUCCAAAUCAUAAACUUAAUUUAUAAUUUGGCGGGAGCGACACAGUCUCGCAGUCAACAAACGUUAAACAGUUUGGUUGUACUGAACCGUCAACAAUUGGUGGAUUGGAUGCGAAUCGGAUUGAAUUUUGAGUGUGCAAAUUCGCAACAGCAACCCGGGUACAAGAUUCGACACAUGAAAUGUGGCCUGCGUCUAAUUGAAAUGUUGGCGGUGGACGAAACAUUCAUUGAAAGUCUGGUGUUUAAAGAGAAAUUCAAUGUUUUUGAGUAUUUGUAUAGGCUGUACGAACAAAAAUUUAUGGCUCUAUCGUUGAAACUUAUGAUUUGUCGCGCGAUUUUCGCAUGUUUGGACACAAAAACCGGCAUUGACUUCUUCACCCGGUUGAAUGGAAGCGAUGGUGUCAAACCAAUCAGUACUGAUAAUGGUUAUCAAAAAUUGAUUCGACUCUUGCAAGAAAACCCAUUGACACGGCUGAAAUUCCCACUGAAAGCAAUCUUGAAGAAGGUCAAUCUGUAUGAAUCACUGCAAGUGAUACGCGACAUUGUGAAUCGACGAUUCAUUAAGAGUGAUAUUAAAAUGGAAGUGGUUGAUGAUGAUGAUGAGUAUGAAAUGGCACCCGAUGCAAAACUAUUGAAAGAUUGCUUGAACGAAGUUUGGUCCGCAUUCACAUGGGAUGCACAAAGUUACUCGCAACCAAAACGAUUUUUGCCUAUCUCAACGAAAUUCGAAAAAGUUUUGGAUUCGACCGCAAAUAAAAUGGCUGCGAAUAGUUUUAUUCGAUACUUUCGCAUAAACGGAUUGAUCGAAUCAUUGCUUAUGAUUAUCUCGCAAAGUGCCAACAAUGACAUCAUUUCGGAAGAUGUGUUUGAUGUGACGCUAUUAAUUUUGGAAUCACUGUGCCGCACCGAAUGUGGCUUGAACUAUUUGAGUGAAAAAUCCGAAGUGACUAAUGUACUGAUCAAGUGUUUGAUUCAAGCACCGCUUGACGGUUAUCAAACGGAAGAUGUUGAAAUGAAUGAAAUCGACUCAAUGGCCAACACCACGCUGGAUGCUACGGGUGAAGUGGACGAAGAUUCGCGAAGAUAUCAGUUAGGCAUCGAAAUCGCUUAUAAGAUCAAAACGAAAUUCUACUUGGACGCAAUCGCCGAUUUGCCGCCAAACUGUGAUAAUCGUGAAGAGCAACUGACUGAAUAUUUUCACGCAUUGUACAGCCUGGCGGUGGCUGACAAUUACAUCGGCCGCAGUUAUGUAAUCGAGACAAUCACAAUGAAUGGCAAUGUCAUCACGAUUCUAAAGCAAAUUGAAUACGAGAAAAAGAAGAUAAAUUCGGCAAUAAAGCAAAAUACGACCAACGACACAACGAAAAAUGCCACAGAGAACUCGAUAUCCAAGAAAUCUCCAAUCCUCUCCUACGCUGUUGAUUUGAUAGAUCUAACGAUUCGGCAUGCCACAACGAAUUUAGAAUAUUUGCGACAACAUGGAUCGGUUUUGGUGAACUUGGUGAAAUCGCAUGAUCAAUUCGACGACACAAAUAUCUCACAAAUACUGCAAGAGACGGCGAUUUUCUUAAAACCACUCCAAAUCCAAAAUGUAUUUUCCUACGACAACAUAGCGCCGUUGUGCGAUGUGAUCAAACGAAGUUUGGAAUUUAUCACCACAUUCCCGGGUGAUUUGAUCAUGGCAUUGCGUAUCAUUCGAUAUUUAUCAUUGCCCGAUACGUCGACAUUCAAUGACGGCACUGAUUUCACGGAUACAUUUGGUGAUGCGGGCGCAACGAACAAAUUGAAACUGCCAAAAGAACAGCAUCAAGUCGAGUUGAAGUAUAAAUUUGUUAUUCUACAAUUUUAUUCGGCCGACGGGAUAUCGACGUGUGUUCAAAUUUUAGACAAAUUAACCACAUUCUUCGCACAGCCAUCUGUUCACAUCGCAACGCUGGGCUCAACACAAGGUCAAAUGCUCACGCAAAUUCUUUUGCCCACGAUUGAAAUAUUGCGCAAAAUGCUGACUUAUGUCAUUGACUGUCGAAAUACGGAAUUCAAGGAUUUAACCGCGAUCGAACCGCUUCUGAAGACCUACACAUUGGUUUCAUAUGUGCCCGUCCAAUCGAUAGCCGCCGAUGAUGCACAAUCAAUUCAAACGGAAAUUGUUAAAACAUUGCUGGCUUACACGCAACCAACACCAGCCGAUGGUGUUGACACGGAAUCGGUGCAGAAGAGUCUCUGGACACAAAUGCUGGGCGAACUGUGUAAAUACAUUAUGAAUGGACCAUUUACUAUAUUGCCCGGAUUGUCGAUAUUUUCGCAACUUUUGCCCGUUACUUUGCCAAUUUUGACCAAAAAUCAACUUACAAGCGACGAACAAAAUCGAUUGAUCACCGAGCGUCAGUUGUGGUCGGCUCAUUUGCAUCCGCAAAGCAAUGAAAUAUCAGCACUGAUUCAAGCACUUUGCGUCUCAUCAUAUGGUCCGUUGAUUGAUUUAUUGAGUCGCACCAGUGGCCAGUUAUCAGAUUUAGCGCCGAAUAUGGCAUUGCUCGUCACAAAAGCAGUCGUUGAAUCACUAUUAAACGAUGGUAGCUCAUCGAUACUAACGACGACCAAUGUUCAAAAUGGUUCAACAGCAGCAACGCCUCAAACAGUUAGCAGUUCAACAGGGGCAGCUGCAGUAAUAAGUGCGACACAAACACAAACGCAGCUUAUACUUGCCUACGUGAAUCCGUGCACAAAACGCAUUUUUGGAUUUUUAACAAACAUUUUGUGCUAUGCGCCCGUUAAAGUGGCCUUUUUAUCGAUGCUCCAUGGAAAAGUGUUUGAAUUGCUGAUCAAAGUGCUGGCCGUAAAAUCUACAUCAAUCCCAUCGAAUUUGUUGACAAUUUUGAAUCAGGAACAAGAAUCGGUGUUAAUGAUAUUCCACACGCUGUUAAAUGGCGACAUUUCACUCGUCAGUCAUUUUGAGUACGGCGUCAACAACAAGACGGCGACAACGACGACAACACCAUCGGCCGAUUUAAUCGUUGCUUGCUCAAUACCACCAAAGGAUUGCUACAUUGGCAUCUUAUCCGCUGUGCUCGAUUGGUUUUUCAUCGUUGACGAUUCGCUCAACACAACCGGCUGCCAAUUUGCUGCCAUGAAAACAAUGACCCUCGCCACAAACUACGAUUACACAGCGUAUCAGCUAAAAGUGUUGUUGGACAAACGCAAAGAUCAGUUGCUGACGAAAUUGCGUUCAUUAUCUCGAUUGACGGACGGCGGUCAAAUUGCUCAUGAAAUACUGGUGGCUUUUUUGCACUUUCUUUUAUCAUUGGCUCGUUCAGACGGAGUGAAAAGUGAUCAGCAACGUACGUUUGCGUGCAAUGAAGCCGAACUCACAAAACUUCUCCAAUUCAAGCGAAUUGCCAAUGAUGCCGAUACUCCGAGUGAAAAUCAACACCCACUGUUGGCACUUGAACAAAAUUUACUGAAAAUUCAGGCCAAACCCGAACAAUCAGACGAUGCUAAGGUGCAUUUGGAGGAGAUGCUAUUCAGUUUGAAGAAAUUGUUGAAUACUCUAGACUCGGGUCUUGCGAUCAUCGCGAAUUCAACGAAGGAAUUGCUUCACGUUGACUCACCAGCUGCUGAACCAUCGUUCCCACAGGGCGAAAGCAUUGUUGCUCAAUAUUCAAUGCGGCCCAUCGUCAAUAUGGCUCCCAGUGAAUUUAAAUCAAAUGACUACCUCGAACAAUUGACCACACAAUACUGGUACUCACAUUUCGCAGCCAAUCGCUUCGAAGAAAUGAUCGACACCCAUUCAACGGUGGAAAAUGUUCCAUGCGAUUUUAUUGAAAUGAUCAAAUCAUGUUUGCCACCCGAAACAAAUCUUACUAAUGACUGCAAGCGACUAUUACACUUGUCAGCAUCACCACAAUCGACCCGUGAACGCACCACAUCGGCUCCAUGCUUCCGAACGCGACGCGUUGAAGUUGAACCAACCACCGGAAGACCGGAAAAGAAACUGUACAUAUCGAGAGGCAGAGGUUUUUCACGAACGACUCAAUCGCGUGGUGAUCUCUUUCGAUCGCGUCCACCAAACACUUCGCGGCCUCCGUCGUUGCACGUUGACGAUUUUCUUGCAUUGGAAACGUGUGGAGCACAGCCAACUGGGCCAACGGGAUACAACAAAUUGUCACGUGAAAUUAUUAGCAUUCGCGGUACCAGAGGUGGCAGAGGACGUGGUCGACUACUCUCCUCAAGCUCGGCAUAUCGACACUCAUCAUUGCGACGAAAUUCACCGUCUACGUGGGCAAACCAUUCGAUUAGUAACAGUGGUCAGCACGACAGUUCGGCGUCAUCGGCACCGUCGCCGCAUUUCCGUACAGCAACUUCCGAGCCCGUUUCAUCGCACUUCCAAUCCGAUUACUUCAGCACACGAGGCAGACGUGGCAGUCUUCGACCGCCAAGAUCAUUCAAUAAAUUCAACUAAUCGCCCGUCAUCUAAAAAUAAUAAUUUGAAAAUGAUUCUUUCGUUUUUUUUCCUCCACACACACACAAAAUAUAUGAUUUUUGAUAACACAUUUUCUAUAACCUUUAGAUGUUGGGUUCAUAAAAAAAACACAAGCAUAAAAAAAGAGAAAGAACAUACACACACAUAAACAAUACGACAAAAGAAUUAUUUUUAAUUUUAGUGAUAGAUUUACAAUUUACGCAUCACGCAAGGAUGCGUGAAAUUAUUUGAAUUUUAUACAGUAUAUAAUGUGAAAACAAAAAAAAACACAGACCGUAACCCAUAGCAAUAAAUAAACUGCAAGAUGAAUUAAGAACAAUAAACAGUCACUUUAUAUAUAUAAA